CAUUGCUGUGGCAGGAGAUGAGUAUAAAAUGCGCACUUUCUUUCACAGUUAGUGCGUCUUCAGACGGCGAUUGUGAUUCUGAAUCUCGGUAAGCUACUUUCUGUGUAUCUUCAUCAUGUCUGGCAGAGGAAAGACUGGCGGUAAAGCGCGGGCUAAGGCCAAGACUCGCAGCUCCCGGGCUGGCCUGCAGUUUCCUGUCGGCCGUGUUCAUAGGCUGUUGCGGAAGGGUAACUAUGCGGAGCGUGUAGGUGCUGGGGCUCCUGUGUACCUGGCCGCUGUGCUUGAGUAUCUGACCGCUGAGAUCCUGGAGCUGGCGGGCAACGCAGCCCGGGACAACAAGAAGACCCGCAUCAUCCCCCGCCAUCUGCAGCUGGCUGUUCGCAACGACGAAGAGCUCAACAAACUUCUGGGUGGCGUGACCAUCGCCCAGGGCGGCGUGCUGCCCAACAUCCAGGCCGUACUGCUGCCGAAGAAGACCGGCCAGGCCGCUCCGGGCACUGGAAAGGCGGGAAAGAAGUCUUCGCAGUCCCAAGAGUAUUAAACGCCAUUCCUCCUCUGUAAAACCCAAAGGCCCUUUUAAGGGCCGCCCAAACUGACUGAAAGGGCGAUUCUAACCUUUACCUGGAAAGCUGCUUGUGUAAUGAAUCCGAGUAGCGCUGCUAACGCUGUAUUGCAGUAGGUUUCAUGUGAAACUGCAUGAUGUAAACUUGCACUGACCGGAAGCGCGGUCUCUCCCGCCAUCGCUUGUGAACAAUAAAGGUGCCGCUUUUUAC
Messenger RNA from Megalops cyprinoides (Indo-Pacific tarpon), 773 nucleotides. Its product is annotated as histone H2AX. Bases 116 to 541 code for a protein of 141 amino acids. The transcript has a single exon. Gene Ontology annotation, cellular component: nucleosome. NCBI's taxonomy places the organism in Eukaryota, Metazoa, Chordata, Actinopteri, Elopiformes, Megalopidae. Gene Ontology annotation, molecular function: DNA binding; structural constituent of chromatin; protein heterodimerization activity. The record is from RefSeq and is a predicted model, not a curated record.